AUGGCUUGCACGGCUAUACAACCACCAUCACUCUCAUCGUCACUGUCGACCCUGCUAUCAGCAGCAUCAUAUACCAGCAGCAUCAGCAACAGCAACAAGCAACAGAACUUCGACUCACGGAGCUACCAGACCAAGAUGUGGCGAGGCUACGGCUUUGGCAGCAGUGCUGCAUCCUCUCCAGUCUCACCACCAUCGUCUUUCCCACAGCCAGCUCCUCCACCACCAUCGCCAUGCGACGGGCUGCUCGACAUCUACCCUCGCAAGACAUCCUUCUCAACCAUCUCGGGAAGCAACACCUCCUGUGCCUUUCCCUCGUGGCCCAACCGAUCAUCUCUCUACUCUGGCUCCGAGGACGACAGCCACGGCUCUGCCUCGGCCUAUCUCUCUGACGAGGACUUGUUCCCGAUCUCAUCUACUUCCUCAUCAUCCAACCCGAUGCUGGCAGCCAUGGAGACCCCCUUCGGAAGCGAUAGCUUCGACGACAACGAAAACGCCAUCAUCGGAAACCCCGAGCUUACCACCGAGGAGCAGAUCCGACACAUGAACGAAACCGAGGACUGGCGCAUGAGACAGUAUGUCCAGGCCCAGGCUCAGGCUCGCGCUCUCCAGGCUCUCCGGGCCGCUCAGCUGGCAGCCGUGGAGCACGCGCAGCAGUGGCGGAAGCAGCUCUUCCUCAACCUCGGCUUCUUCCAAGCAAUAGAUCACCGCCUAUUAUCAUUAUUAUUGUUAUCUACCUUCUCCUUUGUCAGCUCAUAUGAUACCAACGACUUCAACGAAAGCACAUGCACAACAGCAGCAGCUCCCAUCACCAGCACCAUCACCAUCACCGUCACCGUCACCAUCCACCGGCAGCCAACAAACGAAAACAAAAACAGACUUCCAGAUGAGUCACUCCCCCCAAGGCUUCGGAGGGAUGGUGGAUGCCCAAGGCUCAGCGAGGAUGCUGUCACCGUCACCUUCGCCGCCAAAAGGCCAACAAACUUCUUCAGAGCGGCUUCGAGUCAUCGUCAUCGGAUCCCUCAGCAGCGUCCGCCAUCCCCAUCUCCAUCCCCAGCAUCGUCCGCUUCGUCGUCGUCGCUUCCCGUCAGCCGCGAUAAAAAUAGCCCUUCCUGUCCCGAGGCCGAGGCUGACUUUGGAAGGGAGGGACUUGCUUAUGUCAGCGACCUCUCUCGUCGGCUGAUGCAUGCACGUGGUCCAGGUCACGGAGUUGCCUUGCUUAGUCACCCCCUCACCGCCCCCUUCCUUCCUUCUUUCCGCGCGCAGCCUUGUUUAUCCCUUUUUGAUACCCAAAGCCUGUUUUUCUUCUUCUUUUACUUCUUUUACUUCAUCUUCUUUUUCUUCAUACGAGAUACCCGGCCUUUAUUUUUGAUUAUUAGCCCUUUCAAGCCCUUUUUAAUGUCCAUACAAAACACCGGUCAGCUUCCUCUUCCAGCUCCCUUUUUCCUCUUUCUCCAUGCAUCUCCGGCCUUGAUUGUUGUGUAA
Molecule: messenger RNA, 1482 nt
Organism: Trichophyton verrucosum HKI 0517
Lineage: Eukaryota; Fungi; Ascomycota; Eurotiomycetes; Onygenales; Arthrodermataceae
Exons: 4
Coding region: 1-1482 (493 amino acids)
Source: RefSeq, a predicted model, not a curated record